AUGUCCUCCACUUCUUUGAAGUUUCUGGUCUAUGGCUGUGCGGCCGCCAUGGCCGUGGCAAGCUCACUGCCUUCAUCGAACUCGAGCGCCACGAGAGCAGCUGUCAAGGAGUUCCCUGAGUGCACCUCGUUGCACCAGAGAAAGUCCUGGACUGCGAUGACAACCACCGAGAAGAAGGCUUACAUUGACGCUGAGCUCUGCUUGAUGAACAAGGCCCCCAAGUUGGGCAUCGCCGGCUCGCAGAACCUUUGGGAUGACAUGAUGUACGCCCACAUCUACCAGGCCAACGUCAUCCACAAUGACGGCCCAUUCCUGCCCUGGCACAGACUGUACAUGCGUGUCCAUGAAGUCUACCUCCAGACUGAGUGCGGCUACGAGGGAGGCCAGCCCUACUGGAACGAGCUGGAGGACGCCGAAGCCGGUUUCUUGAACCAGUCCACCGUCUUCGAUGCGGAGACCGGAUUCGGAAGCUUCAAGAAUGGCGACAAUGGCUGCGUUGCCGAUGGGCCGUUUGUGAACCUGACGAUGCACUUGAACCAGACCAGCAGUGAUGCGAACUUCUGCUUGACCCGCGAUCUCGACCAGGACAGCUUCUACCAGGCCAACAGCACCUACGUCAAUGAAUGCAUGGCCAUCGAGACCUACGUCGAUUCGUGGAACUGUUGGGGCACGGCACCUCAUCUUGCCGGUCACAUGGGUGUCGGCGGUACUAUGCUGGAUGUUGUCUCCAGUCCUGGUGACCCUUUGUUCUUCCUUCACCACACCAACCUCGACCGAUUGUGGUGGGAGUGGCAAUCCGUCAACCUCACCGCUCGUCUCAACGAGAUUGGAGGGCCUGUGGUUGCUUCGGAUGCCUUCCUCACAAUGUCCAACCUCGAUUACCCCGGUGCUGACCUCCUGGACUACAACGGGGAGAACGGCGGCAACGUGACCACCAUGGCUCACAACCUUUGGACUGCGGGACUAUUGCCCAAUGUUACGAUUGCGGAUCUGAUGGAUAUUCGCGGUCCUAUCAGCUGUGCAAUCUACAUCUAA
Molecule: messenger RNA, 1035 nt
Organism: Colletotrichum abscissum
Lineage: Eukaryota; Fungi; Ascomycota; Sordariomycetes; Glomerellales; Glomerellaceae
Exons: 4
Coding region: 1-1035 (344 amino acids)
Molecular function (GO): oxidoreductase activity
Source: RefSeq, a predicted model, not a curated record